AUGGCACCCCCAACUUCAGGCCCUGGCAAAGCCUCUAGCGCCAAGAAAAGGGGCCCACGUGAUGGUGCUGCUCUAGUUCGAGACCUUGACUCGUGGGACAAAGAUGGCCGUACGACCAGCACAAGCCUGAGGGCGGCUAGGGACGCAGCAGAAGCUGAAGGGAGGCCCUCUGAAGUGCUCAUCAACCUCACCAUCCAGCGAUACCAGAUGGUGACGACCACGCGUGGAAAUCACCGCGAAGUCAAGCUCAAACCCCAGAAAUCCUUCUUCAGAUUCAACCCAGUGAUCAUCUACACCAACUUUGCGCUUCAAAUUGCCAGAACUGUGUACCCCGAGUCCCCUACGCCUUUGCAGGACUACAGGGACGCCGAACCUCAAUUCUACGUGCCCAGAUCCGCCCACUUUGGCGACUAUUACCCCAUCAAAACUGAUGACGACUAUGCGAACUUCCUUCGGGCACUCAAGGCCAUCAAAUGGGAGGGUGCAAGAUGUCUGUGGGAGAUCCGCCCGGAGGAGGAAGAGCCUGCAGACGCUGCCAACGCCUCGGAGGACAGUGAUGUAGAGGUAGUGUCGGUGAGUCGCUCGAGCUCGCCUACUAAGUCGCGAUCGGCCUCUCCUACCAAGGCGCCGUCUGCCAAGAGGCAGAAGAAGGCUGCUGUCACACCCCUUGAGCGCAGGCUGCCAUUGGACGAUACGCUGCCUGAGCUAGGAGAGAUCUGUCGCAAGUGGCCAACUUGCGAUAGGCAGCACUGCAGAGGUGCGCGAUUGCGACUCCACUGCUACGUCGACGACCGUGGCGAUCACCACCCUAUUCAGGACCACCUUCUCGAGAGGUGGGCCCUUGAAAUGAGGAUGCCAGGCUCGCACUACACUGCUAGCAAGCCUCCUCCUACAGUCUUGGAUGAGCUGCCUGUUUCGCGCUACAUACCCAGCACCCCAAGCGCUGCUACAAGCACUCCCAGAAGCACGAUGCUAGACCUCGAGGACUCUGGAGACUGGCCAUCAACUCCGGCAAGCCGCAACCCUGCCUCCGUCUUCACAAGAAGUCUUGCAGAUAUUACCAAUGUGGCAGGCAGCAGACGUGUUGUCAGCGAUAGCGCUGCUGCUGCUGCUGCCUCGCCGCCUCCAGAGGUCAAAGUUGCCUUGUCAGGCCCAUACAUGAGUUGCCUCUGCCUAUCGCGAGAGAAGUACAUGUGGCAAGAUGACGAUCUGCUGGUGAAAUUAGCUAAAGCAUCGAUUUUUGACAUGCACACGCUACAUGACAUGUGGUAUCGCGACAAGCUGCAACAGCUGGGCUUUGGCUUAGUAGAUUGCUCCAGGGUCAAGCAGCUACUCACGGCCUGGGACGACAUACCAGAAGCAGCGCCGGAUGAGGCUCAAAGCAUCCGGGCACGUAGAAUGGAUGCGAUUGGUGCCGACAAGAAGAAGAUGCAACAGAUGGCUGGCCUGCUGCCUGUGUCGCCUACUCUGGGUCAUCCUCAGGCUCUGGCGGCAGCUCAACAGACCAUGGAGGAUAGCCAGCGAACCUAA
Molecule: messenger RNA, 1530 nt
Organism: Microstroma glucosiphilum
Lineage: Eukaryota; Fungi; Basidiomycota; Exobasidiomycetes; Microstromatales; Microstromataceae
Exons: 4
Coding region: 1-1530 (509 amino acids)
Source: RefSeq, a predicted model, not a curated record